This is a messenger RNA of Anopheles maculipalpis, 6230 nucleotides long. RefSeq names its product axotactin (gene axo). NCBI's taxonomy places the organism in Eukaryota, Metazoa, Arthropoda, Insecta, Diptera, Culicidae. Gene Ontology annotation, molecular function: serine-type endopeptidase inhibitor activity. The transcript is spliced from 19 exons. Bases 26 to 6220 code for a protein of 2064 amino acids. The record is from RefSeq and is a predicted model, not a curated record.
CAUCAACAGCUUGCCCGGUAAAAUAAUGACCUAUCAUGCCGCAUCAGUAUUGCUUACAAUUUACCUCACCUUCACCAUCUGCCCGUACGCCCAGUUUGGCAUCGGACCGUGCGUCCUUGCCAUACCGACCAAUGCCGAACCACCGAAGGAAAUAGUCUACCCCAAAUGUACCGGACCGGGUGAACCGGGACAGUGCCAAACGUUCGACUAUCGGUACCGGUUCGAGCAGACGAUCAACAACUGUACGCAGUUCAUCUGGGGCGGAUGCGGUGGCAAUCUGCAGAACAACUUCGAAACGUACGAACAGUGCAUGCAGCAGUGUGCUAAUGAAACACAAACACCGCAACCGCCCGUCCCACUGACGACCACCGUCGAUCCGUUCUCGUCGAGCGUUCGCACCCAGACGCAGGAAGCUUGGUCGCUGCAUUCGUCCAGCAGUACGCUCGCCCCGGUACCGGACGAGCUGCGUGGUUCGGAGCUUACGUUCAAGGAGACGGGCUACGAGAAAACGUUCAUGUUUGCCAAAAACAACACCUUCAUACAGAUGGAUGGCGAAACCAUACAGACGUUUCAGCUCAGACUUUGCCGUGAGAUAUCGUUCCAGUUUCGGACGCGCUUACCACAUGGGCUGCUCGUGUAUCACAACGUCAAGACGCCCGCCGGUGUGAAGCUCGAUCCGUACGCGCUGUACGUGAUUGUGGAGAAGGGCCAGCUGAAGGUGGUGCACGUGUUCGGUAACCAUUCGACCAGCGUCACCGUCGGCGAGGGUCUUAACCGGGACGAGUGGCACAGUGUCAUGGUGCGGAUCGAUGUGCACGGUGCCCGGCUGAUAGCGCGCGUCGACAACAACAAGGAGGAGGUGUACCUAAAGGGAUUAAAUCACGAAACCAAUUACGGCGUAUCCAUCAAUCUGAUGUCGGUCGUGCUAGUUGGUGGACUCAGCUCGGAGGAAAAACUGCACGGUGUAAAAUACAUAAUUGAGUCAUUUGUCGGCUGCAUACGGAACGUGGUGCUGAGCUCGGGCAAGGCAGCGUCCGACCUGCUCCCAAUAACGCCCCUCAUCGCUACCAAGCACGAAAACGUAAAGGAAGGCUGCCGGAACAAAUGUCACUCGAGGCAGAACCUUUGCUUCACCGGUUCACGGUGCAUUAAUCACUACUAUGACAUAUCGUGCGAUUGUUUCGGUACCCGUUACGAGGGUGAACACUGUGACAUCUACACCGCAACAGUAUUAACCCUGCGAGGAUCCAGCUACGUGUCGUACCGUAUCUACGACUGGAAGGAUCGGGUACACUCUCCACUAACCCGUAUCAGCAUGAUGUUCAAGACGAACUAUGACGAUUCGGCCCUCUUCUACGCGAGUGGUGAAUCGCUCAAACCACAGUACAUAGCAGCCUCCAUCAAGAACCAUUCGGCGUACAUCGAGAUGGACUUUGGCGAUGGUGUUAUGAGCGCAACCUUGGGACAAGACCUUACACGCCACUACUGGCACAACCUAACGAUUCUCCACGAGCACGAUAAGGUCAUCGCAAUCCUAGACGAUCAUAUACGCAUUCUAGACCUGCUGGGGCCGAUUCACAAUUUGCUGUUCGAUCCGGAGAUCUACUUUGGCGGUGGCCCUAACCUAAGCAAGCGGAAAGGUUUAGCAUCGAGCAACAACUUUGUCGGUUCGCUCAAGUACGUCUUCUACAACGAUGUGUCGGUACUGUUCGAGCUGAAGAAAGGUAACCCCAAGGUGCACUACAUCGGUGUGCUGGAGGAAGAAUUCUUCGAAGCGAAUGUGGAGGUAAUACCGAUCACCUUCUCGUACGCCAAGUCACACAUCUGGUGGCCGAUGAACAAUCCCGACACACUGUCGCUCAAGUUUGACUUCAAGAGCAGCAAGGCAACGGCUGUGCUCGCGUACAGUGAGGUGAAAACAAGCGAGGGCCACGGAUUCUGGGAGCUACGUUUGGCAACAGAUCGGCUCAGCUUUGACCUUUGUCCGGACGUGAAGAGCAACGUAACCCACACCACCUACAUACGCAUCGAAAAUCCAACCUCCUGGCAUUCGAUUCAGCUAACGUACGAAGGGCGCGACAUCAAGUUCGUCGUCGACUAUCGUCACUCGGUAACGCAAAUGUAUGGACUGUCGUUCAACAUCGGCGACAAACUCAUCAUCGGCAGCAGCCUGAAAGCGGCCGCAUCCGGGCUGGUAGGAUGCCUGCGUGAUCUUAAAAUAAAUGGUGUAGAAAUUGAGCCACGCUAUCUCGUAAAGAGCGAACGCGUUGUGGGUGAUGUUUCGCUGGACAACUGUAAGUACGUUGAUCCGUGCAAAAAACCAAACACCUGCGAGCAUGGUGGCAAGUGUGCGGUAAAGGACGAUGGCAUCAUUUGCGACUGUAAGGACACGGGAUACAUUGGCAAGAACUGUCACUUUACCAAGUUCCGCAAAACCUGCGAAGAGCUGGCACUGCUCGGAUACUCCAAAUCGGACGUCUACUCGAUCGAUAUCGAUGGCAAUGGGGUGUUUCCACCGGCGCGCGUCAAGUGUGACUUUCAGAGUUUGGCAAACGCGACCAAAACGAUAGUGGAGCACAAUUUACCGUCACAGGUGGAUGUGCGUUCGGCUUCGGAUGAGGAUUUCAGCUUCAACAUACAGUACCGCGAGUUUAGUGCUGAGAUGCUGCAGGAGCUCAUAUCGCACUCACUCUACUGCACCCAGUACAUCAAGUACGAUUGCAUUAAGGCACCGCUAGAGCUACAUUCUUCGACCUGGUUUAAGUCAUCCAGCAAUAACAACACGGUGGAUUCCCUUGGAGAAGUUAAAAGAGGUACGUGUCCGUGUGCGAUUAGCAAAAACUGCGAAGAUGACAAACAUUCCUGCAACUGUGAUGCGAACCUUAAUCGCUGGCUAUCGGACGAAGGAUAUUACAAGGAGCCACCGAAUCUCGGCAUUACGCAAAUGUACUUCCUGCAGCAGAAGAAUCUGGACGAGGAGUCCCAGGGCCGGAUUACUCUCGGUCCGCUAGAGUGUGUAGAAACGAACACUCAAAAGUACGUCGUCACAUUUACCACAUCCCAAUCGUACAUCGAGGUACCCGGAUGGCGUAAAGGUGACAUUGCCUUCUCGUUCCGCACAACUGGUGAAAAAGCUAUCCUGCUCUUCCAGCCACCGAUUCGUUCCAACUAUCCCUCGUUCAUGGUGGCCCUAACUGGGGACUAUCAGCUAACGUUUAACUUUACGCUUAACACUGGCACACCAAAGACGCUCGUGAUCGACACGAACAGGAAACUCAACGGUGGUGAAUGGCACAAGAUCUGGAUCGAUUACAAUGAGCAUCAUGUGCGGUUUAUGAUCAACACCGAUACACGCAUGGUCGAUCUGCAGCCCGAGGAAGAGUUUGGUCCUUUUGAGGGCAGUAUGUUUAUUGGAGGUGCUCCCACAGAAAUCUCCAAAAAGUACACCGUCAAGCAAGGACUGAUCGGCUGUUUCCGAGGUCUUGUCGUGAACGGAGAAAUUCUUGACAUCUACAGCUUCAUGUCGGUACACCUGUCGGAGAUCAUUAAAGACUGUAAACCGUCCUGCGUUCCGAAUCCUUGCAAGAACGGAGCUUACUGUCGGGAGCUUUGGAGCACGUUCGAGUGUGUGUGCCAGAAUCGGUGGGCCCAUUUAGGACAGCAUUGUGAAACGAACAUCAACGAAGAUGCCCUUACAUUCAUCAGCCGUGAGUCGUACUUGAAGCGGAACUAUCUUUCCGAUCCGGAGGACAUGCGGGACGAACGGGAGAAACUACGUGCCAUUCUGAACUCCUCGUUGCUGGUUAACCUCCGCACCUAUGAUAGGCAUGCGUUCGUGCUGUACGCAAACGAUCACUACAACAACUUCAUCCACCUAUAUCUGACCAACCGCAGUGAAGUCGUUUACCUGUACAAUUAUGGUAGUGAUAUCGUUAAUCUGACCAUCGAACAUAGUGAGCUGCACAACGCACGCAGCAUUCAGGUGGCAGUGAUACGUACCGAAGCGAACACAACGCUGUACGUCAACGAAAAGAAUGUUACGAUCGAGCGUGGAUUUCUGCUGCUUAAUGAGUACUCCAACAAACCGUGGACGAAUCCGGAACAAGAGGUUCUUUCGCCUCAUCGACCGCCGGCACCUCCGACGGAGUACUUCCAAUUUAACAUUGGUGGUUACGAUCCGGCAAAUCUAUUGCGCCCGAAUCAGGAUACGGCAGAGUUGGAAGGAUAUAUUGGUUGUAUUCGAGGUCUCAAGAUUGGUGAGAAUCUGAUCUCGCUACGUGAAAUGGCCACCCAGAAUAAUGCACAUGUUACCGAGGGUGUGCUGAACGGAUGCCAGAUGAAGUGUGACGCUGAGCCGUGCAAAAACGGUGGCAUCUGUACGGAGAACUUUGUGCGUCAGGAAAGCACCUGCAACUGCGAGCACACCAGCUUUCUGGGCGAAUUCUGCUCCGAGGAAAAGGGUGCCAGCUUCAGCGGGGAGGCCACCCUGUUGCGUCGGUUAACGCUGGCCGAGAGCGUCGGUACGGUGCGGUUACAGCUGGCCUUUUCCAGCCACGAUAUGCGACGGGCGAAUCGUGUGAUGCUGUUGCUGCAGUCGCGCAACGACCGUAGCUACUAUCUGCUGGUGGCCAUUACCGCGGACAACCAUCUGUACAUCGAGGAGGACCGGGAGGGCGCGACGUACGCGGCACGCAUCGAGGGCAACUUUAUGGAUGAUGCGCGCCAUUCGGUGUACUACACGCGGCACGGUGACGAUGCAUCGCUGCUGGUCGACCGGGCCCAGAUACUGAUCAAGCCCGUACCGAAUAAGCCGCUCGUGCCGGUAUCGGAUGCCGGUGCCAAUCACGUUCAGAUCGGUGGCGUUAAUACGACCGAUCCACGGUUUGCCGUGUACAAAAGCUACGACGGCUGUCUGUCAAAUAUCUUCAUUCAGGUCAAUAAUGAAACGAUGAAACCGUUGGAGGAGUACAUGCUGUUCACGAAGAGCGAAGCGGCAACCAUUACCGUCAUCAACUCGCAGGGCGUACGGUCCGCCCAGUGCAAGCAGUUCGAUGUCAUCCAGAAGCUGACGCCUUUCAACGAACCGGCACUCAAUAUGACUUCGAUUAUCGAUAAGAACUGGGUCGUCGAUGCACCGACACGCCUACCGUACAAAGCGGUCUACUUUGACCCAUCGACCAAGGAGGAAAAAACGCAAGUCGUGUUCAUCACGCUGACGGCCAUCUUUGUAAUCAUCGUGGUGUGCUGCUUGAUUGAGGUGUACCGGUCCGACCGGGAGUACCGUAAGCGCAUCGAACGUCAGACGGAUGAGGAUAUCAUCUGGUCGAAGGAGCAGGCAGCCAAAAUGCAAAACGAAUCAUCAACCAACGUGAAAGGAUUCUCUUACAAAUCGAUCCCUAGCGAUGAGAAGAAGGAUAAUGGAACGAAGCCUUUGGUGGGCAUCCUGAAGAAUGGUAGUGUGACAGCACCGUCCGAAAAGGCGGAAACGCCACCGAUCAGCACAGAAACUGGUGGCAUUCGUGACAGUCAACUGCUUGACCACGAACUGCAGUGGGAAUCGCUGGCUGCGGAAGAGAACGAAUCGCUCCUGAAGCAGAACGAUCCCUCCAAAGACCCUCGGCUGGUGCACGGUAACAGUACUGGGGACGGGAGUCCACGAAAUCGCAUCGCCAACGGUAAUCAUCGCGUGACCGAUCUCGAUCAUCCCGAUCACUCGUCGGUGCCGGAUGAGAACGAGGACAGCGAGCUAACCGACAACCCGGAUGGAAUAGUACGCACCGCACCGCUGUCGGCACCGCACACGGUCCAUCCGGAUCGGAACAUAUCGUUCGCUUCUGCCAUGCCAACGGACGCAGUAGUGCUUGCGCAAAAUGAUGCUUCCGCAGAUGGGACGGCCGCUGACGGUGCAGUGGUCACGCCCGGGUCGUCUUCUUCUCAUGCUUGUCAGCUCGAUAUUACAGGUGCCACCGACAGCCGAAGAGAAGACGGUUCACCAUCAGCAGUAGCCGAAGUAGCUGAACCGAAGCCAUCCUCCACUUCGUCGUUCCGUUGCAAGUACCGGAAGCGGCCACCGAUCUAUCUCGGCCCGGAUCGACGCCAGUUUGCCAAUCCGAUCAGCUAUCUCGGUGGACCGCGGUACGAUCUUACCAAGCGUGGUUCGGUCGCUUCUAGUCAGGGUGAUAGUAUAACUAGCCUCAAUUCGAUCAUGUCCUUAGAUUAGCGGUGGCACA